AUGGCGCCAACCACAGAAAAGGAUGACCAAAGGUCGAGGGAUGAGGCUACGCCGGCAAAGGAGCUCUACCCCAUGGUGAAUUGGAAGUAUGAUGUGUUCUUGCAUAUGAUGGGCAACUUGGUCGACUUGUUCUUCCGCGAAGUCGUGCCCCGAGGGUCGUGGAGAGUUCCUCAGUCUGGGCCGGUGCUAUUUGUCGCGGCACCACAUGCGAACCAGUUCGUCGACGGACUAGUUCUCCUACGAACGCUCAGGCAAGAAGCUGGACGCCGAGUCUCCCUGCUCAUCGCCCAAAAGUCGGUUCACGGGUUCAUCGGCUGGGCUUCUCGACAGGCUGGCGCUGUACCAGUCGGCCGCGCGCAAGAUGCUACAAAGGCGGCACCGGGAACCAUCUACCUCCCCGAUCCUAUCAACGACCCAACCCUUCUCCGCGGUGUUGGCACAAACUUUGGCACCGGCGAAGGCCAGACCCAGGGCAUGAUCUUUCUGCCACCGGGAAAGAAUACUGCGUCAGUGAGCAGUGAUAUCGCCCAGAUUGUUGGCCCCGAAGAACUUCGCCUCAAGAGACCGUUCAAGGGCAAGCUGGCCAUGCAGCAGCUGACUGGUCGCGACGACAUUGACAAAGACGGCAAAUUUACAAACAAGGACCUAAAGGGCCCGGCGCCGGGAUACGAAGGCACCAAGUUCAAGGCGGCACCAAACAUUGACCAGACAAAGGUUUACGAAGCUGUCUUUUCCCGACUAAGACAUGGUGGUUGUGUAGGCAUCUUCCCUGAGGGAGGUAGCCACGACCGCACAGAGCUGCUCCCACUCAAGGCUGGUGUUGCUAUUAUGGCUCUAGGAACGCUGGCAGAGGCGCCUAACUGCGGGCUCAAGAUUGUCCCCGUUGGCAUGAAUUACUUUCAUGCCCACAAAUUCCGAAGCCGUGCGGUUGUCGAAUUCGGCACUCCAUUCGAGAUCCCUUCACAUUUGGUGGAGCUGUACCGUAAUAACCAGCGAAGAGAAGCUAUUGGCCAAGUUAUCGAUACAGUCUACCAGGCUCUCAGUGCGGUCACGGUGUCUGCACCAGACUAUGACACCCUCAUGGUCAUCCAAGCAGCCCGAAGACUGUACAACCCCACGGGUAAGAAGCUGCCCCUACCUGUCGUCGUCGAGCUCAACCGACGACUUGCUAUGGGAUAUGAUCGAUACAAGAGCGACGAGCGUAUCACAUCUUUAUCGGCUUCCGUCAAAAACUACAACUCGCAGCUUCGCUAUCUCAACCUCAAAGAUCACCAGGUCCAAUAUGCCAAGAUGUCCAUCCUUAAAGUCCUCUUUCUUCUGGUGUACAGAUCGAUCAAGCUCUUGAUCCUAUUCUUCUGUACCGUCCCAGGCUUACUCUUAUUCGCCCCCGUCUUCGUAGCGACCAAGAUCAUCAGUAUUCAAAAGGCCAACACGGCUCUGGCGGGCUCGACUGUCAAGGUUCGAGGUCGCGACGUCAUGGCCACGUGGAAGAUUCUCGUGGCCAUGGGUUUGGCGCCCACCCUCUAUCACUUUUACUCCAUCAUCAUUGUGUUCAAGGUGUGGCAGGAUAGAUUAUGGGGUUACGUUCCCAUGUGGGUGCCUCUGUGGUUGGCAUACAUUGGAAUCUGGCCAGCCAUGAUUGGCCUGACAUUUGCUGCUUUGCGGUUCGGCGAAGUUGGAAUGGACAUUUUCAAGUCACUGCGGCCGUUGGUCCUGUGCCUAGUGCCCAGCUCCGACUUUAACAUUCAUACCCUGCGACUUCGACGUGCGGAGCUGAGCUCCCAAGUUACGGAUCUGAUCAACACCCUUGGGCCGGAAAUGUUCCCCGACUUUGACAAGACUCGCCUGGUGCCGGACGUGUCCAAGCUGGAGAGCGGUGGUGCCACCCCGGAGCGGGCACACAAGCGCAAGGACAGCGAUCAGUCGAGCACUGGACCAGAGGGCGAAACGCCUCCUCGGAUGCUUUCCCGCCGCAGCACGACCCAGUCCAGCCGCGCACUUCCACGGAACGACUCCUUCAGCAACAUUGGUGCCGUGGGCAUCUUUUCUACUCGACCCCCGUCUCGGUCUAGAAGCAGAUCGCGGUCUAGCAGUGCUGGUGGCGGAUUUGGCUCGGGCGGCUUCCCUAUCAGCGGCUUCACAACGCUGGAUUCAGCCGAGGGAUUCAGUGAAGCGACGAGGAAGAUUCGACAGGCAAUGAAGGAUCGCAGAAAGAAGUCUGACAGGCUGCAAGUACAGGCAGAUGACGAUGAUGAGGACAGUGAAGACGAAGGAUACGAUGAGGCGAGAAAGAAGAACCUUUAA
Molecule: messenger RNA, 2304 nt
Organism: Pochonia chlamydosporia 170
Lineage: Eukaryota; Fungi; Ascomycota; Sordariomycetes; Hypocreales; Clavicipitaceae
Product: glycerol-3-phosphate O-acyltransferase
Exons: 2
Coding region: 1-2304 (767 amino acids)
Biological process (GO): phospholipid biosynthetic process
Cellular component (GO): endoplasmic reticulum membrane
Molecular function (GO): glycerone-phosphate O-acyltransferase activity; glycerol-3-phosphate O-acyltransferase activity
Source: RefSeq, a predicted model, not a curated record